AAGCAGCGGAGAGGGAGAGCAACAGAGAGGGAGGGAGGGAGGAAAGCAGACAGAGGCUGAGAAAGCAGUCCCGAGCAGCCCCUGUGUCCUAGAGUAAAAGAUUAAAGCUGGGUGGCCCGAGUCUCCAGGGCCCCAGCCUUCUGAGAAAGAACAAGAGGGCGAAGUGGCCAUCGGGCUGGAUGCCAGGGGGUUUCUGAUGCCCUUUUUUGUUCCCCGGAGCCGGUCCUGACUCCCUGCUGGUCUGCGAGGCCCAUGCGGAGAGAGAACGUUGAAGGGAGCUCAGCAUGGCCCUGGCGGAUAACGCGAGCUGUGCCAAGUCGAACGAGGACUUCGGCGCCUUCCCCGAGAUCAUCGAACUCAACGUGGGGGGCCAAGUGUACAUCACCCGCUACCCGACCCUGGUCAGCAUCCCCGGCUCGCUGCUCUGGGAAAUGUUCAGCCAAAAGAACUCUUGCGCCCUGGCCCGGGACAGCAAAGGGAGAUUCUUCGUGGACAGGGACGGUUUCCUGUUCCGCUACGUCCUGGACUACAUGAGGGACCAACAGCUGGUGCUCCCCGACCACUUCCCCGAGAGGAGCCGGCUGCAGAGGGAGGCCGAAUACUUCAAGCUACCAGAGCUAGCCAAGCUGCUGGCCCCCAAAGUCACCAAGCAGAACUCCAUCGGGGAUGACCCGUGCCAAAGCGACUCGGAGGAGCUGUCCCCCAACGUGGACACCGCCCGUAGCCUCUCGGCCACUAGCCCUGCCCCAGCCGGCGGUCCAGGGGGCUCCCCGGCCAUCCUGGGGGGCAGCGGUGGCAGCUCUGACCUCCGGCGGGCCGGCUUCAUCACCAUCGGCUACCGGGGCUCCUACACCCUGGGCCGGGACAGCCAAACCGACGCCAAGUUCCGGCGCGUGGCCCGGAUUAUGGUGUGCGGCAAGACUUCGCUGGCCAAAGAAGUGUUCGGGGACACCCUCAACGAGAGCAGGGACCCCGACCGGCCCCCCGAGCGCUACACGUCCCGUUACUACCUCAAAUUCACCUUCCUGGAGCAAGCCUUUGACAAACUGGCCGAUGCCGGCUUCCACAUGGUGGCGUGCAACUCCACCGGCACCUGUGCGUUCGCCCACGACCAGACGGAUGACAAGAUCUGGACCUCUUACACCGAAUAUGUUUUCUACCGUGAGUGAUGCUUUAAAAAAAAAUAACAAUCACCCACAAAAAAAAAAAAAGCAACCAAAAAAAUACCAAACUCUCCCUUCCCACCCUGUUCCCCUGCCAGCGGUUUUCUUUAGAAAUAGACUUCGAUCCUUUUGGACCUUGGUUUCCCUCACCCGUCUUUCAUGACGCACCCUUUUCCCAUUCCCCAAUUCCUCCCUCUCUCCUGCCUCCAAUUGAAUCCUCACUGGCACUUUCCUGCAUAAUGUCAAACCUCAAUCCAGCUUCCAGCUAAAGCCAACAGUAUCUCCCGACCCCUCCUUGGAUGACGGAUCCGGACACUCGAUCUGGGGAAAGUUCACGUACGCGUAUGCAGCUGUAGUAUGUAUGUUUCGACUUUAGGGUAUUCUUGUUGACAUUCGUGGUUGGAUAAAGCUGCCAAGCUUAACAGGCGGAGAAAUGCCAAACUGAGGCUUACGUCCCGGUUCCCCUCUGAAUCCUGGGCUCCCUCACGUACUCUGUUAUUUGAAUCCACCUGGGGAGUGGAAGCAGAUCCUCAUUCUGACCUUGCGAGGCUCAUUAUUUGGAACAGGGUUACGAAGAGGUCUGGGUUCUCCCAAGCGGACCUCAGCUCAGAAAACUGAAAUGUAUUAUCAUUUAGAAGGUGGGAGGGAAAGGGUUAGAAAGAAACACAUGUAGGGUUAUUGCCAGCAGCUUAGUAUGUAGACUGCUAGUGGGCCUGAUGAGUUAGGAAAAGGGGAGAGGGUUCACGGUUUUAAAGGGCUGCCUGAAAUGCCUACUUUCUGUAGAUAGGCAAAAAGGGACACAUAACAUAGAACCCAAACACAAGAGGGUGAGGGUGGGAGGCGUGGGGGGUGGGGGCAUGAGCCGGUUCUUUCUUGGUAAGUACUUUUUAGUCGGCGCUUAACCUUUCCAAUAGUUUGAUGUUCAUGUCAGCUUCACCUUUGCCUUUUCCUGCAUGAGGAAAUGUGAGGAAAUGUGGGGGAAAAGCAACAAGACUAAUCAUGUGUCACACGGAUGGGAUUAAGGAUUAGAGCCAGUGACCUUCUGAUCACCCCCAGCGAUGCCUUUAUUUAGUUACUAAAGGGAAAUGUGGAAGAAACCCUGCCAAAUCAACUGGGGACGGUCUCUUUCUAACUGCAGUGGGCAAGGAGCUGUGCGCUUGGAAGCCUGAGGCAGGCGUCUGCUUGCUUUGCCUGGGUUCAUGUAAUAAAGGAAAAAAGAAAACAAGGAAAACUGACUUGCCCUGUGCUGCCUUUGUGCCCAUCUGGCGAUCCAGAAGAUGCCCCCGUCUAAGCUGAGGUGCCUAGAGGUGAAAAGGUUUCUGGAAAACAACUAGGCCACUUGGGCUGUGAGAACCAGAUAAGGAACAGACAAGGAAAGCAUCAUGUACAGGUGGUGUCUGAGUUUCUUUCAUUAGGAAAGCCUCCUUUUUCAUUAAAAAAGAGAUUCUUCUCUC
Molecule: messenger RNA, 2617 nt
Organism: Tachyglossus aculeatus (Australian echidna)
Lineage: Eukaryota; Metazoa; Chordata; Mammalia; Monotremata; Tachyglossidae
Product: BTB/POZ domain-containing protein KCTD12-like
Exons: 3
Coding region: 285-1169 (294 amino acids)
Biological process (GO): regulation of G protein-coupled receptor signaling pathway; protein homooligomerization
Source: RefSeq, a predicted model, not a curated record